AUGGUUAUCAAGUUCUGCAACAGUACUUCUGCGAAAGCCGAUAGCGUUAUUAGUUGCAAUAGUAUCAAAUCUCAGGUCCGUCAGAUUAUCGCUAAAAUAGACAACCCGGCUUCAUACCCUCGCUAUGCCCACGAGAGUGCAUACCGCUGCCUCGUCGACAUGAACAAAGCCUUCCCUGUCCUAGGCCAUCUAGCCAAGCGCCAAAUUCUCUUUGCAGGCCACGGCGCACACAUCAUGGCCUAUCCCGUCGCCGACUGCAAGUACCUCAACCCGCAUAACCAGAAGCAUACAGUUUCAGCAAACAAGGACGACAUCAUCGACUCGUUCUCCCGAUUCGGCCCUUACGUGCGGGAUCUAGGCAUAUUUAACACGUUGGAUCACCCGCUUUCUUCCUUCACCAACGGCCACAUCACACUUACCAGCGAUGCCACUCACGGUACAACUCCUCAUCUCGGAUACGGCGCGGGGAUAGGUAUCGAAGAUGCAACGGUGCUUAUAGCUAUUCUAGACAAGGAAGAUGCUCUGGUACAUGCAUUCGAAACGUAUAAUUCGGUUCAUCGAGAGCGCGCACAGUGGCGAGGGGAUUGGGAUAGAAUCUACAAGGAUAUAGAUAAACGGAUUCCACCGCUGCUAUUGUUUGACUUGGAAGGCAUAAUUCGUCAAGCCACUAACGAGUUCGCCCGCCGUAUACAUUCCUGA
Messenger RNA from Fusarium oxysporum Fo47, 699 nucleotides. RefSeq lists its product as uncharacterized. The coding region runs from base 1 to 699 and encodes 232 amino acids. Gene Ontology annotation, biological process: secondary metabolite biosynthetic process. The record is from RefSeq and is a predicted model, not a curated record. NCBI's taxonomy places the organism in Eukaryota, Fungi, Ascomycota, Sordariomycetes, Hypocreales, Nectriaceae. The transcript has 6 exons.